Molecule: messenger RNA, 339 nt
Organism: Gongylonema pulchrum
Lineage: Eukaryota; Metazoa; Nematoda; Chromadorea; Rhabditida; Gongylonematidae
Source: the annotation of a GenBank genome assembly
AAGAAAUGCAUUUUCUUAUUGCGCGCAAGAUGAUGCUAACGUAACACAUAAAAGUUUUGUUUUAGACUGGCCAUUAGGUGAAGAGGAUAUCAGAGUGGAUUUGCUAUUUCAUUUGGUAAGCUGCGAUGUUCCGGAUCUAUCGAAAGCCGUACCAGCUCCACAAUUCCAUCCAGGGCCAGAACCACGAACGCUGGUUGCAACAUUAGGGGCCGAUUUGAUGUAUCGUAAAUGUCAGUUCCUUUAUUACGUAAGCGAUGUGCAGAGUACGCAGUGUGGUACCACUGAAACGAACACCGAUUUCAACCAGAACUCAAUGAGACCAUUACGAAUCGGUUAGUU